Chilo suppressalis (striped riceborer) is the source of this 1410-nucleotide messenger RNA. Lineage: Eukaryota; Metazoa; Arthropoda; Insecta; Lepidoptera; Crambidae. The record is from the annotation of a GenBank genome assembly.
AUGGAUAACGAGUUUGUAGAUAUAUCAACAAGUUUAAAACUUCAAUUGGGUUAUGGUAUUGGACAUAUAUUGAAUGAUGUGUGUGCUAGUUUGUGGUUCACUUAUUUCCUAGUUUUUUUCCACUUAGUACUUGAAUUUAGUGCUUCACAAGCUGGUAACUUAAUGCUAAUAGGACAAAUUGUUGAUGCUGUAUCUACACCUUUCAUUGGUUUUCAUUCAGACCGAACAGAUAAUUCUGUAAGUGCGAGGUAUGGGAAACGAAAGUUAUGGCAUUUAUUUGGAACUGCUUGUGUUAUGACGUCAUUUCCAUUCAUCUUCACUGUAUGUAUUGGUUGUUCUAUGGCACAUAAGUGGGCACAAAUGUUUUACUUUGCUGCCUUUAUUUUAAUAUUUCAAAUUGGUUGGGCGGCUGUUCAAAUCUCACACUUGAGUCUCAUCCCUGAAUUGGCGGAAGAUGAACACACAAGAAGCCAUUUGACAGCUGUGAGAUAUGGAUUUACAGUUUUUUCUAAUUUAUUUGUAUAUGUUAUCACAUGGAUCGUAUUACAUGUCACGGGAGAAUGCGAUAAACAACAAAUUGGACCAGGCGAUGCUUGGAAAUUCAGGCAUAUUGUUUAUGUUGUAAUGAGCGUGGGAUUAUUGGCUACCAUAUUUUUUCAUUUCUCAGUAAAAGAAAAGUAUUCGUAUAGACGACAAGACGCACUGUUUGACACUGACUAUAAUAGUGAAACAAAUCCUCAUAAUGACUUCCUCCGGAAACCGCUUUUGUAUCAGGUUGCCGGUGUAUACAUGAGCACGAGAUUAGUUGUAAAUGUGUCACAGGUACUUAUUCCUCUUUACCUUCAUCGGACUUUGGGAUUAGCGGCGCGCUCACUAGCUGUUAUACCUUUAGCAGUGUACCUUGGAAGUUUGACCGCUGCCGGAAUAUUGAGGAUCAUUCCGAGAUCAUUCACGAGGAAAUUAAACUAUCUGGUGGGGUCUGGAUGUGCUCUAGCCGGUUUCGUGUGGAUACAUAUAGGAUCGGACGAUGUUUACAAAGUGUAUUUCAUUUAUGUAGUGGCUGUGUUAAUAGGUUUCGGUGGUGCAGUAAUGUUGGUGACCAGCCUCACAAUCACUGCGGAUCUGAUCGGAGCCACCACAGAGGCGUCGGCUUUUGUAUACGGCAUUAUGAGUUUUACGGACAAGCUCGCUUGUGGUAUCGCCAUAUCUGUCAUCCAAAAUUAUGCGGAUGAGGCAGCCGAAACGACAUAUUACAAGGACGUGAUAUCGUGGGUCUGCGGUGGCGCAACACUCCUGGGCCUGACUCUAACAGUUUUAUUACCUAAAUUUGCUCCUGCCAACGAAACAAUAAUAAAUGAAACAUCAGUUAAUGCGACAACAGAACCUUCAUCAAUUCCAGAAAAUAUAUGA